AGCGACAUUAACAUUGAAACCUUUUGAAAAAAGUUUCUUAAUUAACCCAUUUUUUAACUUUGGCAAACAUAAUUCAUCAUUAUCAAACCCUAAUGGAUGAAUUAAUGAAGAAUUUGUCUUUUUAACAUACACUGGGGCUAGUCUUUAUGCAUCCAAAAAUAGAGUGAAAUUGUAAAUCGGGUAUCUUUAAAGCACCAGAAAUCUCUCUUGUUGGUUUCUUUUUUCCCCACCUUUGUUCGUCUGUAGGCUGGUUAAAAUACCGCAAUCCGCCAUCAAUUCAAUUGCUUUGAUUUCUCUCUCGAUCUCUCCUCUUCACUUCUCCUAAAAAAUAAAUAAAAAAUGGCGGCGAAUAACGCUGACGAGGAGCUCCGCCUUCUAGACGAUGACAUUCGCUCGCUACCGCCUAUGGCAGUCAAGGACUUACUCUCUCUCAAAUUAUGUCCUCAGUGUAUUCUUCGACUAUUUGGGAAAUAUGGACCUAUUUAUUCCCACUAUUCCCGAAUCUCUACUUUAUUAUCAGAGGUCGUAGGGGUUCAGCCUAGCCAGGAUGAUCCUUCAAUAAAUGGCUCUGCUAAGGAAGAUGUUAUUUGCAGUGUCUGUUAUGGCAUUCUGCAGUUUAUCUAUGUCGAUGAGAAACAAGCAUUGGUGAACCGAGGUUGUGGCAGUGACUUUGCUGCAUUAAUAUGUGAACUCAUCAGGAAGGAAGGUCAUCAAGCUGAUAGCUUUUCACUUGAAGUCUCUAUCCCUCCAAUUAUUCUGGAGAAUGAAGAUGCUAUCAGGCUAUAUAUGAAAGAAAAAUACAGUUCCAAGGAUUGGUUUAGAGAAAUGCUUCACUCUGAAGUCAUUUCUGUCAAGGAUGCUCUGAAGUUAUAUAUAGCAAAUCCUCUUGAGAUGAUGUUGGGUUUCACAUCCGGUUCAAGCUCUUUCCGUGUUCGUUUGACUUACACCUCUUCUGAAAUCUCAGCAAAGACUAGUAAUGGAAAAGAAAAUAACCAUGUUGGCAAGAAGAGUAGAACAGAUAUUGGCAAUACAGAUGGAAUGGGAACAGAGAGUACUUCUGACAGCUUGCUAGAGAAAACAUCCCUCAGAUUAUUGGAGAAGAAGAUCCCAGGCUGCUGCUUGGAAAUCCGUUGUUCUAGGACACCUAUGUAUAUUGGUGGUAGAUACUUGAAGUACUCUAGAAAUGUGAGUCAGACACGAUGGAUUAUUGAUGAUGAAAGGAUGGGAGAAGCAUCUGUUGAGGAGAUUGUGGGCAAUAACGUUCUUCCAUUUUGCAAGGGCGAAAAUUACAAAUUCCAUGCCGCUGGUAGAGAAGACAUCGAUGUCCGGAUGUUGGGCUCAGGACGACCCUUUAUACUUGAGAUUCAAAAUCCUCGAAUCUUGCCAUCAGAAAUAUCAAUAAAAGAGAUAGAGAAUAAAAUUAAUAGCUUGGAGGGAAAAUUGGUGAGGGUGAAAAAUCUAAAGAUUGUUGAUGAUCAAGGUUGGACCUUAAUGCGUGAAGGUGAAGCAGAUAAGCAGAAGCAAUAUGCAGCCCUAGUGUGGAUCUCUCGUGAACUUGAGGAAACAGAUUUGACAACUAUAUCUUCAUUAAAAGAUUUGAAAGUGUUACAGAGAACUCCAGUGAGGGUGCUUCAUCGUAGAAGUCCACUAGAACGUGAAAAGAUAAUCCAUUGGAUGAAUAUUGAGAAGAUUACUGGAAGUACCCAAUUUUUUCUCCUACAUCUCUGUACGCAGGCUGGAACAUAUAUCAAGGAAUUUGUCCAUGGAGACCUGGGACGUACUCAUCCAAGCCUUGGUUCGAUUCUGGAUUGUAGGGCAGAAAUUCUCCAACUUGAUGUAACGGAUGUCAAGAUGGAUUGCUUCCUAGACAAAAGGCUCCCUGUUUCAGCUGGCAGAGACCUUUUAAGGAGAUACGAGCAGUUCAAGGCGCAUCUUUCAGCCGUUGUGGACUACUUGGCUGUAUGGUUGCUUCUUUAUUAUCCUUGGUUUCCUUUACAAGCAGUGAAGAAUAGGUUAUGCAAUUUAAAUUUAUGUUUCAUUUGAAGAUUAGUUAUUUGCUUAGAUUUCACUUUUCAGUCCUUUUGAGUUUACACAUUAUUAUUAUUAUUAUUAUUAUUAUUAUUAUUA
Amaranthus tricolor (Joseph's coat) is the source of this 2127-nucleotide messenger RNA. RefSeq lists its product as uncharacterized. The transcript is spliced from 16 exons. NCBI's taxonomy places the organism in Eukaryota, Viridiplantae, Streptophyta, Magnoliopsida, Caryophyllales, Amaranthaceae. Gene Ontology annotation, biological process: tRNA pseudouridine synthesis. Gene Ontology annotation, molecular function: pseudouridine synthase activity; RNA binding. The coding region runs from base 340 to 2043 and encodes 567 amino acids. The record is from RefSeq and is a predicted model, not a curated record.